Anopheles stephensi (Asian malaria mosquito) is the source of this 4591-nucleotide messenger RNA. RefSeq names its product LIM/homeobox protein Lhx3 (gene Lim3). Bases 1810 to 3450 code for a protein of 546 amino acids. Gene Ontology annotation, molecular function: RNA polymerase II transcription regulatory region sequence-specific DNA binding; DNA-binding transcription factor activity, RNA polymerase II-specific. Gene Ontology annotation, biological process: neuron differentiation; regulation of transcription by RNA polymerase II. NCBI's taxonomy places the organism in Eukaryota, Metazoa, Arthropoda, Insecta, Diptera, Culicidae. Gene Ontology annotation, cellular component: nucleus. The transcript has 7 exons. The record is from RefSeq and is a predicted model, not a curated record.
GUAAGCAGUAGCUCUGGAAGGAGCCGUUAACAUCACAACGAUCCGGACGCGCGCACCGAGCCGUCUCGCGUCCGAUUCUGUUUGCCAAUUAGAGAAGCGCCUGCACCCGAACCCGAAACCCCGCGUAAUGAAAAUGUUUUUUAAUUGAUAAACUUUUUCCCAUUUUACGGACCAAGAGUUUCGCGGUGCCGAAGAAUGCCGGCGGGAAUCGGGCUACGAAUAGCUUACCCCAAGAAGCGCUUUCGCUUUCGACCGUUUGUAUGCCGCGUUGUGCUGUUGUGGUUAGGAAACGAUCCCCGUCACGGGAUUUCUCGUGCUGGAAGUUGGAACGUGUAAAGCGUGGGUUUACGGCCGGCCAUUUGCAAUUUGUGGCCGGCGAAAGUGCUCUUGUACUAAGUACGCAAAUGAAGUGUUAGAAUUUGCAUACUAAUUGCAGCAAGGUAAUCGUCGCUCUAGGCUUUCCCCCUUAUUUCUGGAGGCGACGCAGUUUACAGUGAGUAUCUUCCGAAGAAGCAUUGGUAGAACUGCUGCUUAGCAAGAAAAGAAACAAGUUCAUUAGAAUUUACUAAGGUUAAGGGAAGGUGCGAGGAAUCUCACGAUGGUACCUAUCACAACGAGAACCCCUAUUUAGCUCAUAAUUAGUAGAGACCCCCUUCAGUGCCAACCACAAAACAGUAGCAGCAGCGGCGUAAUGACAGCGUGUGUCCUCCACGCGAUUAGAUUCACCACCACGUCACAGACACAGACUACUUUCCGCGAACGGUAGCCUACUGCGAUAGCACACACGGGGACAGUUGGAGCUGCAGUUGAAAAAAAGCCAAACUGUUCAACAUACACAAAUUAGAACUACGGGGGUACUUCUAAAUCGCUCCAAUCAGCUCGUCGACGGGGGUCGUCUUCCAGACCGUGGUGGUAGCCGGGGCGUCCCCGUGGAACGAACGGAAGGUCUCUAAAGUGAUAAGCAAGCGAGCUUCUUCAGUGAACAGCGUCGUAGCUGUGUGUGCGGUUCAGUAGCACUUUUCGUAGACGGCUAUACGGCGCGUCGUCUGGUCUCUCUGUCGCGCUGGGUUUCGGGCCCCAGCGGUACGUUCUACAAGUGCGUUUCGUGGUUCUGACAAACGGUGGCGGUGGCUUUCGGAGGUUUUGUUGGGCAGCGGCCAAACCUAUUUCGCACCGCGCGGGCUAGCGAUAAAAAAGAGCCCCCCAUUAUACGUUAGUGCACCGUGCACACUGGAAAGCAAAAGCCUUUUUUCACGCACUUUAACAGGUCCUCAUGGAAGAGCUGCUACUUUCACCUGCGCUCCAGCGUAAACGAUACAGCACUACCCUUCGAUGACCGUUAUCGAAACCCGAAGAACCGUCGAUGACGUUUAGGAAUGUGUGUGUGUGUGUGUUUUCUUUCCCUUUUCUUCAACACCUCUACUGGCUGCAACUUUGCAACGUGCACGCACUGGCUGUGUACACCGACGCAAUCUUCGUCCAGUGCAAUCUAGUCACCGAUGGUUUACCGCAGGGUACAGAUGGUCCGAGUGAAUUUCGCUCACCGAGGAGCGUUUUGUUGACAGUUUUACGUAGUGUGUUGUGAAAGGACUUUUAUUUGCGAUUAUUCAGUUUUGUGAAAUUGGUUCCGCAGAGCUUAUGUGAGCUAAUUUUGAUUUAACUGUGUUUAGUGUGUGAGCUCAAAACAAUGUGUAAAUUGUUCUAACUUCAAUCGAUUGUGGUGUGUAGAAGUUAAGAGUUUUCUUGCUAAAAUUUCACCACAAAAGUGUUGUGAAAUACCUGCUCAUCAGUUAAUAAACGGAAGCUCCAAUGUCCGUGUGUGUGUCCUCCGCUGGCGGGACACUCGGUGUCGAUGCGAUGUCACUGUCGCAGAUGGCAUUGCCCUCGUCGAUGAUGUUGCCAUUGGCACAUUCAUCCUCCUCCAUCGGGACACACUCAUCGUUGCUGAGUCAAUCGAUGGCCACUGGACAAACAAGCCUGGGCACGAUCGGCCCCCUAGACGGAGGCUCUUCAGUGGGAGGAUCAUCCAGAGCACUGCAUCACAACAGCAGCAACAGCACCAGCAACGGACACCUCAGCCUGAACGGGAGUCUUACCGGGCUGCCGGGCCUGCCCGGUCACAGUGCGCUCGAUGGACAAAGCUCCACCAUCGGCGCCGGCCUGUCCGGGGAUCUGGGGGAUCAUCAUCCAAAUCCCGAAAUGCUAUUGGCACUGAUAUCACGUAACAAGGCUCUCGAAGCAACCAUCCCAAAGUGUGGCGGCUGUCACGAACUCAUCCUGGACCGCUUCAUCCUGAAGGUGUCCGACCGCACGUGGCACGCCAAAUGUCUCCAGUGCAGCGAGUGUCGGGUGCAGCUGAACGAAAAGUGUUUCGCCCGCAAUGGUCAACUGUUUUGCAAGGACGAUUUCUUCAACUGGUCCGACAGGCGCUACGGGACGAAAUGUGCCGCGUGCGAUCUGGGCAUACCGCCGACGCAAGUGGUCCGACGGGCGCAGGACAACGUUUACCAUCUGCAGUGUUUCAUGUGCUCGAUGUGCUCCAGACAGCUGAACACGGGCGAUGAGUUUUACCUGAUGGAAGACUGCAAGCUGAUCUGCAAGCCGGAUUAUGAGGCUGCCAAGGCUAAAGGUCUUUACCUCUCCGAUGGUUCACUGGACGGUGAGUCAUCGAACAAGCGGCCGAGAACUACCAUCACUGCCAAGCAGUUGGAGACCUUGAAAAGCGCCUACAACAGCAGUCCCAAGCCAGCGCGGCAUGUCCGUGAACAGCUGUCGCAGGACACCGGACUAGAUAUGCGUGUCGUACAAGUGUGGUUUCAGAAUAGACGAGCGAAAGAAAAGAGACUUAAAAAGGAUGCUGGCCGUACCAGAUGGAGUCAGUACUUCCGCUCGAUGAAGGGAACAUCCUCGCCCAGCCGGCACGAUAAGCUGCUCGACAAGGAUGAGCUGAAGAUCGAUCUGGAUAGUUUCAGUCAUCAUGACCUCAGUAACGAUAGCUACAGUACGUCCAACAUGGGCCUGGAGGACGGUGCGUCACCGCACAGUGCCCGGGGGUCCUACAUCCACGGCAACGGAAGUCCUCCGCCGUACCUUUCCAGCCAUUCGCCUCCGCCCAUGGGAUCCGGCCACCCGUACGGUUCCUACCCGGACAAUAUCGUCUACACGCCACUAGGUCAACCACUAAGCUCGAUGCACCCUGGUGCUCGCCGCCCUGGGCUGCACGGUAGCGCAGUGUCGGACCUCAGCAACGAUUCUAGUCCCGCCCACGGCUACCCCGACUUCCCGCCGAGUCCCGACUCCUGGCUCGGUGACUGUCCGCCACCGCCGCAAACGCAACUUCCAGCUUCCGGCGCACCCACGGCACCUUCCGUUCCACCGCCACCGGCACCGCCGCUCGGGGUGAUUGGACAGCAACCGCCCCAGAAUGGAACGUCCGCCCUGCACUACUGAUGCAGGCGCAAGGGAGUACCGCUGCGCCAUAGCUUGCACUAGUUACGAGCACGUUCCGUCACGUUCGGAUUUGUUUCACUUGCGUUUGUGUGAUUUGUUCCACCGUAGUUCUCUGGGGUUUAUCCGUUGAAAAAAACCCGUAAUUGAAUGUGCCAUACCGGUCGGUGGAUGGCUUUCGGUCUUUCGGUUACUUCACCGUGAAAACUUCCUUUAAGCAGCACCACCCCCCAAAACAAUCAACCAGUACAUAGCGCGUACAAUGAAGUCUAAAAUGAGUGUAGAACUAGUCGUAUAGCAGUGUAGACAGAAGAAGUGUAAGUAAGUAAGUAAAAACUAAAAUUAUAAAUCACCCGGUGCUAGUCGUCUUGGACACCGAUAGUUAGAGAGAGCUGAGAGAGAGAAGGAGAGAGCAUUGCGAGGUGCGAUAGUCCAAUCCCAUACGUAAAACAAAACAAUGUCCGGCACGGAAUGGUAAAUAGGCCCGGGACCCAGUGUUAGGUCCACACCAGUCUCCCCAAAAACCAAUGUUCGUUCCUUGAAACUUCGUUCCGUUUGUGUAGGUACGGUGCGCAACUCAUUGCCGAAACGUAGCCAAAACGGUUUCUUUGGAGACUUAAACAAAAUCAAAAUCGAUCAAUCUUGCUGAAGAGGGGGGAGAGGCUCAGAAGCUCAGCCGAUGAGUGUAGUAGUGCUAGUGUGUAAGUAAGAUCGGAUGUACAGCAGACAGCGCUCCAAAGUUGACCAAUGUUUAGUGGCAAAGGUAAGAAACCGUAGAUAAGGACAGUUCACUUGCCAAACGAGUCAAUCUAAGCCCGAGAGCCCACAAAAACACCUCUGUGUGUAAAGGAGAACUGACGUCCUACAUUAUGUAGCUAUAUACACAGUCAUACCGCGAACUCUACUGCUCUACUUACACAAUUAGAGGCAAUCGCAUCGUGACAGGGCAACAAAAAGAGAGAGAGAGAGAGCACAAAACAAACACACUGGUAUCCGGUAUCCUAUUCAAAUGUGUACAUAUUUAUUUAAUUUAUUGCUACAAACAAAACCAAACGGCAAAGGAUCGAUCGAUCGGAACGAAAUACAGCAGCGCCACCGGCAAACCGGAUCCACGGUCCGCGAGCAGCCGUGCGAUUUACACGUU